Molecule: messenger RNA, 1080 nt
Organism: Andrographis paniculata
Lineage: Eukaryota; Viridiplantae; Streptophyta; Magnoliopsida; Lamiales; Acanthaceae
Exons: 4
Coding region: 1-1080 (359 amino acids)
Source: RefSeq, a predicted model, not a curated record
AUGAAGAAGAAGUAUGAAGGAAACAAUAGGGUUAUACGACCCAUUCUUCAAUCUCUUUGCAAAGAGUUUGAAAAUCUUGAAAUGAAAUCUGGCGAACAGGUCUAUGACUACUCUUCAAGAGUGAUGACUAUCGCUAAUAAAAUGCGAGUAUACGGUAUGAGUGAUAUUGCCGUGGUGGAGAAGAUACUUCGAUCAUUGAGCGAAAAAUUCAACUAUGUUGUCUGCUCCAUUGAUGAAUCGAAAGAUAUUGACAAUUUGUCAAUUGAUGAACUGCAAAGCUCCUUAAUUGUUCAUGAGCAGAAAUUUCAAAGGCAGAAAGGUGAAGAGCAGGUGUUAAAAGUAUCUCAUAAAGAAAAAGUUAAUGGAAGAGGUCGUGGUCGAAAUUCAUCUCGUAGACGAGGUAGAGGACGUGGUAGAGGAAGCCAACUAAAACGAGUAGAUGUGGAAGAAGAAUUGGUUUUGAUGGCCUAUGCAGAUGAUCAUGAAACUAAAACGAGUGAUGCAUGGUUUCUUGACACUGGGUGUUCCAAUCAUAUGUGUAGUGAUAGAAGUGUAUUCUCGAGCUUUGUCGAUGACAUUAUACACUCUCUCAGAUGUGGAAACAACACUACAAUGCAGGUAGCUGGAAAAGGCAAUGUCAAACUAGUGUUUAAUGGCAUUCAGUUCAUGUCAUCCCAAGUUCCACAGAAGAAUGUUUGCAUACCAGACUCUACUUCCGCUCAUUUAUGGCAUCAACAAUAUGGACACCUGAAUUUAAAAGGCUUGAAGACUUUGCAAUCUAAAGGAAUGGUUCAUGGACUGCCUCAAUUUGGAAAUUCAAGUAUUACAUGCCCUGAUUGCUUUCUUGGAAAACAACAUCGGAAUGUGAUACCCAAAAGGAGCGAGUGGUGUGCAACUAAGUUACUUGAGCUUGUUCAUGCAGACAUCUGUGGGCCUAUUGAACCAACAUCACAUGGUGGAAAGAGGUGUCCAACAUUAGCAGUUAAGAACGUCACUCCUCAAGAAGCAUGGAGUGGAAUCAAACCAUCGGAGUAUUGCACAUGUCCAUAUACCAAAAGCAAAAAGGAAGAAAUUGGAUGA